GGAGAUGGGUGGAGUGAAAGAGAGGAAGAGAAAACAGGAGCAGAGAGCACAAGUCUGUCAGGAGGAACAGGUAGAUGUUAGAAAGUUUUGAACUUAGUUCUGAUCAUCUCAGCAAAGGCUUCUAUAUUGUUCAGACCUCCCCAGUAUUUUUGAAGAUGGUGAAGAACCUUGUCUCUACCGGUGGAUUGCUUUGUGCUUGAGAGAUAAGACAGAAAAAAAAGCUUAACUUUACAGACAGAGAGCAUCCUUCUUUACUAUUCCAGCAUCAGUACUGAACAUUGGACUGGAUGUACGAGUCUGACCAUGCAGACCUUUGGACUGGAGCAAGAAGAUUCCUUUGAUUUCUUGUUCAAGAUUAUUUUAAUCGGAGACACAGAUGUUGGCAAAACAUCUGUGAUACAGAGAUUUAAGACUGGGAACUUCUCUGAGAGGCAGCAGAGCACUAUCGGCGUGGACUUCAUUGUUCGCACCCUCAACAUCCAGGGCAGAAAAGUAAAGAUGCAGGUUUGGGACACAGCAGGGCAGGAGCGUUUCCGCACUAUCACACAGAGCUACUACCGCAGUGCCCAUGCAGCUAUGAUCACCUACGACAUCACCCGCAAAUCCACGUUCGACUCUAUACCACAGUGGAUCCAAGAGAUGGAGCGGUAUGGAGCUGCUAAUGUCCUACUGGCCAUCAUAGGUAACAAGUGUGACCUGGAAUCUGAAAGAGAGGUUGAAUUUGAUGAAGCAUGCACACUAGCAAAGCAAAAAGGAAUUGUAGUAGCACUGGAAACCUCAGCAAAAGAAGCCCAGAACGUGGAUCAGGCUUUCAUUGUGAUGGCACGUGAGCUACUGGCGAGCAAUGGACUGGCUGUAAAGGAGGGCGGUUAUCACAUGGAUUCUCCACACAUGUUACUGCAAUCCAACACCAGAACGAUUAACACUCCCACAAACACACUGGAGAAAAAGACAUGCGGGUGCUAACAAUGGACCUAUUUUAUUUUACACGCCUAUCAGAAUUUUUUUUUUUUGGUAUAUUCCAUACUAAAUCUAGUUUAUCUUUUAUUACAAACUACUUCAAUCUGCCAUCAUCUUACUGUCACUGGUGAAACAUGAGAACAAUAGUACAAAUAGAUCAAACUUUCAUAGAUUUGUACGCCAAAAUACUCGAACAUAAAUAAGGUAAAGCAGACAGUUAACAGGCUAACCUCUCAAUAAGCACUUUCAGUAGUCAUGUUUAGUCCCUUAUUCAUACAGCUGACUGAUACACAUCAAAUAUGUCAUGUACUUUAAUUGCUACGUAGCAUGCUUCACCAGACAAUCCUGUUUGAUUUGGGUUCACAAAUAAAGGAAAUGAUAACGCUGAACAUGGAGGUAUUGGAUUGUCACUUCAGUUAUUUAUGCCUUGGAGGUGCAUUUUGACAUAAGUAAUGAUUUUGCAGACACCGUAAAGUGUUACUGAGGUUGACGUCUAUGUUCGCUUUAAUCUGUUGACUGUGAUAUUAAACCAUGUUCAUGUAA
Messenger RNA from Hemibagrus wyckioides, 1503 nucleotides. RefSeq names its product ras-related protein Rab-19-like. The record is from RefSeq and is a predicted model, not a curated record. The coding region runs from base 304 to 966 and encodes 220 amino acids. The transcript has 3 exons. Lineage: Eukaryota; Metazoa; Chordata; Actinopteri; Siluriformes; Bagridae. Gene Ontology annotation, cellular component: trans-Golgi network. Gene Ontology annotation, molecular function: GTP binding; GTPase activity.